Megalopta genalis is the source of this 1182-nucleotide messenger RNA. RefSeq lists its product as uncharacterized. The record is from RefSeq and is a predicted model, not a curated record. Lineage: Eukaryota; Metazoa; Arthropoda; Insecta; Hymenoptera; Halictidae.
AGAUAUUCGUAUUCCUAGUGUCCGUUGAAACAAAGAUGGAAAAUAAGAGGUACAACUUUGCGAAUUUACCGACGACAAAUCAAGAUGCUAUCGUCUGGGCACGCGAGCACCGGCUGUUGCGUGGGUCGAUGAUGUGCAGGGUGCACCGAAAGCCGAUGAAAUUUCAUUCGAGUUCAGCGGAACAUGGAAUUGGCCGUUUCCGAUGUUCUGUUGGUCGCGCGAAUUGCCGUCAGUACUCGGCGAUGGUCGAUUCCUUUUUCGAGCAUAUUCGUUUGCCCCUGUACAAGGCUAUAAGAUUAAUGUACUGCUUUACGCGGGACCUCUCCUAUGCUUAUACGACGCACGAAUUGUGCGAUUUCAAUGUGGACACUGAUCAUGUAUCGACUUUAAGUUCGUCCACGAUUGCUGCAUGGUUCCGCUACUGUCGCGAGAUGAUCGUCGACCAUUUCCCGAAGAUGCAAUUGGACAAGCCGAAAUUGGGGGGGAUUUCGGCAGCCGGAAAACCGGUUACAAUUCAGAUAGACGAAGCCAAAUUUGGCAAGCGGAAAUGUAAUCGUGGCCGCAAUGUCGAGGGCCACUGGAUCAUUGGUAUGGUCGACGUUGAGACCACCGACUGCCGCAUGGUGGUAAUGGAGAACCGAACACCCGAAACGAUCAUCGACGUCAUAAAAGAGUACAUAGCCAUCGGCAGUGAGAUUCAGACGGACCGCUCUCGCAUUUACGAGGGUCUCACUGCCGCGGGUUACGUACACAAAACGGUGAACCACAGUAUAGAGUUAGUUGGAAGCGAUGGCACGAACACUAGAAGAAUAGAUGAAGAUUUCGCCGAUCGGCUGUCCGAAUAUUUGUGGCGGCGAUUUUGUCGCUACAACAAAGUCGAUCUAAUGGCAUCUUUGAUCGAAGCGAUCCGAAUACAAUACGUUUUUAAAUGAGAGGUCUAAUUUGUGAAGCAGUACAUUUUCCCGCAAUGAAGCAUACACGUUCCAGUAAGCGCAAGAAUAAAAGGCCCGCCAAGGGGUGCACGGGUGUUACGCGUGAAGACUGCGGUUCGUGGGACUGAGUGAUGGAGAGAGAGAGAGAGAGAGAGAGAGAGAGAGAGAGAAGCAGACGACAGGUCCUUAUCCGACGAACAGUGGUAGAGGAUUCAAGAUUAUUAAAUAUACAGGCUUUGCCUAAACAUGA